Molecule: messenger RNA, 744 nt
Organism: Acanthosepion pharaonis
Lineage: Eukaryota; Metazoa; Mollusca; Cephalopoda; Sepiida; Sepiidae
Source: the annotation of a GenBank genome assembly
AUGACUAACAGAUGCAAUAACACCAACAGUAACUACUUUCAAGUGGAAUACAAAUGUGUCAAAGAUUAUCAGACAUUAAAUCUGUGUGAGAAUAAAUAUUUGACUGCACAAAGUGGUUAUAUUUCUACACCACGCUAUCCAAACAACCUGCACGGCCCUUUCAGCUGCAACAUGAAAAUUGAGGUCCUGGCCCAUCAGCAAAUUCAUUUACAUAUUAUUGAUCUGGAUUUAAAAAGUAAAACAGGAAGCAACUGCACAGACUAUCUGUACAUUGACCAGAUACUCAACAGUAUUACCCUGUGUGGCCGGAGAAGCAAUGAAAGAAUUGACACUUUACAAAAUGUAAUGAAUCUUAUGCUUACUGUAGGCAGCAAAGGAAGCCACAAAGGAUUGUGGCUUUAUUAUGAAGCUUUUCCUCCCUUACCUACAAGCACAACACCCAUGACAACAACAAUGAAAUUAAGUCUAAAAAAUUCUAAAUUAAGCAUAAGAAAUUCUCAGCAUUAUCACAGCCAACCGGAACAAGAAAAGGAAGAUUCUAUGAUUUUUGUUGCUGCUGUCGCAAGUGGAGUUAUUGGCACAUUAGUAUUUAUCUUGAUUGCACUGCUUGCCCUCCUGGUCUUCAAAAUUCAAAGAGAACGAAGAAUAAAAGAGAUGUACAUAUCUUCCACUGGAAGGAAUCGGGACAUGAAUCACAAAUCAAAAACACAAACUAUCUGUAACUGUGCUACUUUUGAUGUUUGA